Nanorana parkeri is the source of this 1610-nucleotide messenger RNA. RefSeq names its product chromobox protein homolog 2-like. Bases 145 to 1584 code for a protein of 479 amino acids. The transcript has 5 exons. Gene Ontology annotation, cellular component: PRC1 complex; heterochromatin. Lineage: Eukaryota; Metazoa; Chordata; Amphibia; Anura; Dicroglossidae. Gene Ontology annotation, biological process: negative regulation of transcription by RNA polymerase II. The record is from RefSeq and is a predicted model, not a curated record.
GCCCAGCUAUGCCUCGCUCUUCCAUUGGACAGCCCGGAAGAAGAGGCGCGCGCCUCCGCUCGCUCCCGCGCUGGCUUUGUGUGCUUCUAAGGGACUCGAGGAGAAUCUGCAGUGAACCCCGCCAAAGGGCGCCUGCGGGAAGCCAUGGAGGAACUGAGCGCAGUCGGGGAACAGGUGUUCGCGGCGGAAUGCAUCCUCAACAAGAGGCUACGAAAGGGAACAGCGGAAUACCUGGUGAAGUGGAGAGGCUGGUCCUCCAAACACAAUAGCUGGGAGCCAGAAGAAAAUAUUUUGGAUCCACGACUACUUCUGGCAUUCCAGAAGAGAGAACAAGAGAAAGAACUGCGGAACAGAAAGAGAGGAAAACGGCCACGAGGAAGACCACGUAAAAAUGUGGAGGCUGAAGUUCCACCAAAAGCCAAAUCAAGCAGCUCUUCCUCCUCUUCAUCAUCUUCGUCAUCCUCUUCCUCCUCCUCAUCUUCCUCGUCUGAGGACAGUGAUGCUGAAACACAGCAAAACGCCAGACCUCGGGAUUCCCACCCAGUACCACAGAAGAAGGCCCAAGCAGUGGUAGUGAGGCCAGAGUUAAAGGAACAAUUGCGUAAGAAGAGAGGAAGGAAACCACUACCCCCCGAACAAAAGGUCCCUAGACGGACGAAGGGAGCCAAACCUGGACCUAAAAGUGGAGCAGAAAAGGUCCAGUCGGGGAAUAGAUUACCAGGGUUCUCUGCUCUUAAAUCACACACUAAAGAUGUACCUGUGUCGAGUAACAGCCAUCAAGGUGGUCUGUCUUCAGAGGUACUUGCAAAUUUAGCAAAAAACUCCCCUCACCAUCCUAAUGGUAGCUCGCCCCGUAACCUUAGCUGGCAAAGCUCUAUUGUCCAUUAUAUGAACCGAAUAACACAGAACAGCUCUCAGCCAGGUAAGAGGCCAGUCAAUUCAGCUUUUACUUCAAAGCGCAUCAGUCAGGCAUCAGAUACAAAAAGCAUCUCGAAAACACAGGUGGAUGUUGGACCGACUUCAGUUAAAACUGUGAAGCUUCAUGACUCCGAAGAACAAACAGAAUCUCAAAUAAGCCAGCCUGUGUUACCUGGAGAAACACCCAACAGAGAAAACAUCCCAACUGUCCAGAAUAAAAUUCACAGUGCACAAGGCAUGGGGACAUUUGGAAGUAACUCCUCUGUACAUACUCCUCCGAAAAAUAACCUUCCUCCCACCCUUGCCGGGACUGCUGGCAGCAAAGCUGAUAAAGGUGGCAGAAAAGUGGGAGGUGUAGGGCCCGUGAGAUCCGCGCUCUCAGGACCCACAAGGGAUGUCGCACGCACAACUUCAGAUAAAGGGCAGCAGGCAGAAGCCCACAGAGAGCUGGCAGAGUUGAGUACUGGAGAUGACAGCAGCUUGGACUCCGAUCAUGAUUCAUCCCUAUCCAGCCAGGAUAUGUCUGUCCAAGCUGGUCAGGAUUGGAAACCAACCCGCAGCCUGCUUGAGCAUGUAUUUGUGACAGAUGUCACUGCCAACCUUAUCACAGUAACUGUAAAGGAGUCCCCCACUAGCGUUGGCUUCUUCAACAUGCGGCCAUUUUGAGCGGUGUUAAACCAUUGGGGAGCAUA